GUUUUUGAGGUUAUUGCGCAGCUGCAAAGUCUGCGAGUUGUGCGGUAAAAAGGGUAAAAAGAAAGCACUAAAGAGAGAAAAAAAUGGCUGUCUGCUACUGUGUUUUUUCAUUAUUAUCAUUGUGCUGACAUUAAACAGUGUAUUUAAUUAAUUACAUUUAAAUUAAAUUAAAAAUCUACUUAAAAAUGACAACAUUGCUAUUAAAAUUCGUGCAAAACACAAAUGUCUUGCAUAAAGUACAUGGACGACAACCGAAUCUCGUGAAAAUUUAUCGAGAAACAUCGAGUCCUUCGGGGGCAAUUCUUCCUGAACCGAAACGUCCACGUUUUGGUUUUGUUGGCAUUGUUUGUGGGAUUGCUUUUGGUUUAUUUGUCGGUGCUGCUAUUAGUAAAAAUAUUGCCAAUUUUCUGGAAGAAAACGAUCUAUUUGUUCCAUCGGACGAUGACGACGACGACGAUUGAUCUUACAUAUUUUUAGACACAUACAAGAAUAUACUGCAGCGUGUUUUUUGUUUUCUUUAAAAUCGAAUUUUCGCCAAACAAUCAAUCAAUAAAUAGAGAAAUUGCUGCAAAUUAUUAUUAUAGAAAAAAAUAGUCGCUUUAAAAAAGUUUUAUUAUUACAAUAUGAAGGAGAAAUUAUUCUACGUAAAAGAAAAAAUAGAAAACUUCAUUCCACGUCUGCAAAAAGAGAUUCUCGAAAUGGGAAGAAAAAUAUCCUAUAUUCCUGAUUAUGAAAAAUGAAUAUUGAUUUUAAAUAUAAAAUGGAAAAUGGAAAUUCUACUUGCAAUAUUUAGCACAAAUAUAAAAUCUAAAUGCCAAAAAGGAAUACAAAUAAUUUAGCACAAAUUAAAUAGAAAUUAAAAUUUAAAAUUUUUUAUAUUUUAUCACAAAAUUUAUUAGUAUCAAGAAAAAAUAUAAUUUUUGCGCAAAAUUUUUUCUUAUUAGAUAAAUUUUUUCUCAAUGAUCUUCAUAAAAAAAUAUUAUAAUUAUAUGGUAAUAAUUAAUUUCUAUUUUAGUUUUCAAAAUGCACAUUUCUUUUUGUAUAAAAAUCGUCAAUUAAGUCAAUGUAACGUAAACGCUUCGUUAUUUAUGCUUUUAUACUGCUUUUUUUCAUGUAAAUUUUUAUUAUUGUUUUUUGUCAUUGUUGCUAGUGCGUAAAAUGUGAAAAAACAAUUUUGUUUCCUUUUUUCGAGUGUGAUAAAAUGAUUAGUUAAAUGUUUCUUGUGAUUUAUUAUCUAAUGUUUGUGAUAUAAAUAUUUAUCAUAAUCAUGUGCGUAUUUUCGUCAAACUGUUAUUGUACAUAAAUAAAAAUAUAAAACGAAA
Leptopilina heterotoma is the source of this 1322-nucleotide messenger RNA. RefSeq names its product essential MCU regulator, mitochondrial (gene EMRE). Gene Ontology annotation, biological process: calcium import into the mitochondrion; mitochondrial calcium ion homeostasis. Gene Ontology annotation, cellular component: uniplex complex; mitochondrial inner membrane. Lineage: Eukaryota; Metazoa; Arthropoda; Insecta; Hymenoptera; Figitidae. The coding region runs from base 186 to 461 and encodes 91 amino acids. The transcript has 2 exons. The record is from RefSeq and is a predicted model, not a curated record.